Messenger RNA from Xiphias gladius (swordfish), 11562 nucleotides. It is a transcript of the gene apc2, whose product is annotated as APC regulator of WNT signaling pathway 2. Gene Ontology annotation, molecular function: gamma-catenin binding; beta-catenin binding; microtubule binding. Gene Ontology annotation, cellular component: catenin complex; cytoplasmic microtubule; beta-catenin destruction complex. Gene Ontology annotation, biological process: cell fate specification; Wnt signaling pathway; pattern specification process. The transcript is spliced from 14 exons. The record is from RefSeq and is a predicted model, not a curated record. Lineage: Eukaryota; Metazoa; Chordata; Actinopteri; Istiophoriformes; Xiphiidae. The coding region runs from base 11 to 7684 and encodes 2557 amino acids.
UAGGAAGUGAAUGGAAACUGAUCAGCAGGGGGCGCUGCUGAGUGUGAAGAUGGCCAACGCCGUGGCUUCUUACGACCAGCUGGCCCACCAGGUGGAGGUGCUCCGUAAGGAGAACUCCCACCUGAGGAGGGAGCUGGAGGACAACUCCAACCACCUGUCCAAACUGGAGACCGAGACCUUCGGCAUGAAGGAGGUGCUGAAGCAGCUGCAGAGUAAACUGGAGCAGGAGGCGGGGACCCUGGCCUCGUCGGGGAGGAGCGACGUGCUGCACCAGCUCAAAGAGCUCCACAUGGAUCUCACCAACUACUACGAACUCAAACACCAGCCUCACAACCUGAGGCUGCUGACGGGCGGUCUGGGAGGGGCGGGGCUAACAGGUGUUGGAGGGGCGGGGUCGGGCGGGGUCGGAGGGGCGGAGAUAGACGAUCGUCUGGCUCUGCCUCCUUCCUCCUGCUCCUCCUCGUCCUCGGUGGCGGCGGCGAGCAGGGCCAGGAGUCCGCUGAGAGCUUCGUCCCGUCAGAGUGCGUCGUCCGGGGGGGAGGCCGCCGCCGUCAUGCUACCGCAUCACUUCCUGGACGGAGCCCCACCCAAAACAGCUGUGAUCACUGGAGCAGAUGGACGACUGAGCGACCAUCACCUGGAGGAGCUGUACAAGGAGAGGAACCUCCUGCUGGGGGAGAUCGACCGGGAGGAGAGGGAGCGCUGCUGGUACUUCAGCCAGCUGGAGGCGCUGUCCCAGAGACUGGCCCAACUGCCUCGCAUCGACACGUUUUCUCUGCAGAUGGAUCUGAUCCGGCAGCAGCUGGAGUUUGAGGCCCAGCAGGUUCGAUCCGUGAUGGAGGAACGAUUCGGCACCAGCGACGAGAUGGUUCAGAGGACACAGAUGCAUGUUGCUCGUCUGGAGCAGCUGGAGAAAGAGCUGCAGGAGGCCCGAGGGAAUCAAGAGAGCCAGCUACAGCUGUCUGGAGCGGAGAAGCCUCCUGCCGGAGAACCGGAGAACAACACGUCGUCGUCGUCGUCGUCAGCCGCAGCAGCUGGAACAGAAGCUCCCGCAGACGGAGGCAGCAAGGUGGAGAUGGUCUUCUGGCUGCUCUCCAUGCUCGCUAACAGAGAUAAGGAGGAGAUGUCCCGGACUCUGCUGGCCCUGUCCAGCUCUCAGGACAGCUGCAUCGCCAUGAGAAAGUCCGGCUGCGUCCCCCUGCUGGUCCAGAUCCUGCACGAAGCUCCGGAUGCAGGAAGUGGUCCUGGAGAGACGGCGGCAGGCGGUACGACGACGGGCUGCAGCCGAGAGGCCAAAUCCAGGGCCAGCGCCGCCCUCCACAACAUCAUCUGCUCCCAGCAGGACGAGGGCCAGGCCCGCCGGGAGAUGAGGGUCCUGCACAUGCUGGAGCAGAUCCGGACCUACUGCGACAGCGGCUGGGACUGGAUCGAGAGCCACACUGGGACUCCUUCACCCGGAGGCACCAAAACCACCGAUAUUCCUGAACCUGUGGACCCUCAGAUCUGCCAGGCCAUGUGCGCCAUCAUGAAGCUUUCCUUUGAAGAGGAGUACAGACGCGCCAUGAAUGAACUAGGUGGUCUACAGGUGGUGGCAGAUCUGAUGCACCUGGACCAGGACAUGUACGGCACGCAGAACGAUCCCAUCAACAUGGCACUGCGACGAUACGCGGGGAUGGCUCUGACGAACCUCACAUUCGGAGACGUCGUCAACAAGGCGACUCUGUGCUCAAAGAAGAGCUGCCUUCGGGCUCUGGUGGCCCAGCUGGCCUCGGACAGCGAGGAGCUUCAUCAGGUGGUCUCCAGCAUCCUGAGGAAUCUGUCCUGGAGGGCCGACAUCAGCAGCAAGAGAGUCCUCAGAGACAUCGGCUGUGUGUCCGCGCUGAUGACCUGUGCCCUACAGGCCACUAAGGAGUCGACCCUGAAGAGUCUUCUGAGCGCUCUGUGGAACCUGUCGGCUCACAGCAUCGACAACAAGGUGGCGAUCUGCUCGGUGGAAGGCGCUCUGGGAUUCUUGGUCAGCACGCUGACGUACCGAUGUCAGACCAACUCACUCGCCAUCAUUGAGAGCGGAGGAGGGAUCCUACGGAACGUGUCGAGUCUGGUCGCCACACGAGAAGACUACAGGCAAAUCCUCAGGGACCAUAACUGCCUACAGACUCUGCUGCAGCACCUGCGCUCCCACAGCCUAACCAUAGUAAGCAACGCCUGCGGGACUCUAUGGAACCUUUCAGCCCGAAGUCCCAAAGACCAGGAGCUGCUGUGGGACCUCGGAGCCGUCAGCAUGCUGCGCAAUCUUAUCCACUCCAAGCACAAGAUGAUUGCCAUGGGCAGUGCUGCAGCUUUAAGGAACCUCCUCACCAACCGACCCCUAAAAUAUAAGGAUGCUGCAGUCGUAUCCCCUGGCUCCUGCAUGCCCUCACUCUACAUGAGGAAACAGAAGGCUCUGGAGGCAGAGCUGGAUGCCAAACACCUAGCGGAGACCUUUGAUACCCUUGAGAAACAGAGCCCCAAGCACCUAACCCUCAACAAGCCACUACGGCACAUUGAAAGUCUGGCGAAGGAUUAUGCAUCUGAUUCUGGUUGUUUUGAUGAUGAUGAGGCCCCCAACGUCUCUAGUAGCCUGGACACUGGCAGCUUCUCUAUGCUGUCCAUGUUCCUUACCAACUCUAACUUCCUGCAAAAUCAGCCGCGCAAGAGAGACAGUGAACCUGAGAGAGACAUAGAACCACAUCAGAUACCCGAGAAGAGACAUGCACCUCCUGACGAUGUGGUAUCUGCCGCCGCAGAGAAGCUAGCAAAAAAGAUUACCAACACAGUUGCCAAGAUUGACAGGUUAGUGGAAGACAUCACCAUGCACACAUCCUCGGAGGACAGUUUGAGCCUCAGCUCUGAGGAUCACCUGGCCGACUGGCCUUACGGACUAGAUGAACUCAAUGAAGCCCGGGCCAAAUCAUGCUCCCCCUGCCGUCUCUCUGAUACAAGCAGCCUGGCUCACAGAGAACGUCUCAGUAGAGCGCACGCCCUCUUGCGUCUGAAAACUGCCCACACAAGUGUAUCAACAGACAGCCUAAACAGUGGCAGCACUAGUGAUGGCUACUGUGGCAGCAAAGACCAGAUGCGACCUGCUCCAAGAGCCCUAACGAUACAACAACAACGACCCAACCAGCUCAAUCUCAAAGUGGCUCAUCAAGAGUACCUAAAUGUAAGACCUGCUGUCUUGAAUGAGACCAACCAGCAAGAUAUUCCAGAGAGGGAUUCUGUGGACAACAAAGACGUGAACGCUCUAGAACUCUGCAACACAGAUAUAGAAAAGAACCAGGAUCAACCUGUACAGACACCUGUCAGUGCAUCCACCAAAGUCUCCUCUGAUGUAAGCAUGACUUCAAUUAAACUUUCUCCAUCUUAUCAACAGGUGCCGUUCAUUCAAAGUGUGGCCAAAUUUGGUGUAGCAAAGACGGCAAUCAAUGUCCAGGCUGCCCAAGCAAUGAGAAGGCAAGCAUGGGUACCUACUGUGAUGACUGGGGGAAGCAUUACCAAAUUUUCGCCAAUGACGUCCACCAGAAGCCCCACCAUCGGGACGAUGGAGACGGUCCAGAAAUACUCUGUGGAAAACACCCCAAUCUGCUUCUCCCGCUGCAGUUCACUGUCUUCCCUCUCUUCUGGCGAUGGAGCGCUGGAUGGACAAAGUGAAAAUGAGCUGGAGAGUGACUCGUCAUUAGAAAUAAUUGAAGUGGAAGAUGGAGAAGUGGUGAAGAGAGCUGAAGAGGACGAAACCUUGGAGGAUUUGAGCGACAGCCAGCUGCUGAUGACCGACUCAAAAACCUUCCCCAGCAAAGAAACAGAUCCUAUUGAAAUCCCCCGUCCUGCCAAACGGGAAAAAGUUUUCCUUAGAGGAGCUUCACCAGCCGUAAUUGAAGACAGAUCUCCAUCCAGUUCAUCUGAGAAUUACAUCCACGAGACACCCCUGGUAAUGAGUCGCUGUAGCUCAGUCAGUUCCCUGGGCAGCUUUGAGUCUCCCUCUAUUGCCAGCUCAAUCCAAAGUGAUCCAUGCAGUGAGAUGAUUGAUGGAACAAUAAGCCCUAGUGAUCUUCCCGACAGCCCAGGGCAAACCAUGCCUCCAAGCCGUAGUAAAACUCCAUGUUGCGGUGAGUCAAAUGGACCGGAAACACAGGCCACAGGAAUAGCAGGCCAGUGGGAGAGCAGCCUGCGAAAGUUCAUGGAGAUUGCAGACUCCAAGGAGAGGUUUAACCUUCCUCCUGACCUGGACACAAUGAUCUAUUUCACUGUGGAAAAGCCCACUGAGAACUUCUCUUGUGCCUCGAGCUUAAGUGCUCUGCCUCUUCACGAACACUACAUACAGAAAGAUGUGGAGCUGAAAUUGACCCCCCUGCUCCAGCAGAAUGACAAAAAUCUUCCUUUCCCUGACGAGGAUGAGCAAGGACUCGACCAUGGGGAAAGAUACAGUGAGGGCAACUCAGACGAUGACAUUGAAAUCUUAAAGGAAUGCAUCAACUCAGCAAUGCCCUCCAAGUUCAGAAAAGUAAGACCUUCCCUGAUGACCACGAUCCCUCCUCAUAUUCUCAAUUCCCAGAUCCGAAAACCUUUACAUCUUCCUGUGUACAUGAUGCUCCCGAAUGGCAAAACCCAAAUGUGUCCUGGAAGGAGAAUUGUCAUCCCACAAAAGGACCUGAAAUUUGACGAUUCAUCCUUCACUGAUUCUGCAGAAGGUACACCUGUUAACUUCUCCAGCACAACAUCGCUAAGUGACGAAACACUUCAGUAUCCAGUGAAAGAGAAGGGGGCUAAAGACUGCACAGCUAAAGGUAUGAACAAACAAGAAGUGCUCGAUGAUGAAGCAAAGAGGAUUGAAGACUUGAGAAUAUUCUCACACUUCCACAAACCCAACAGGAUGAACUACCCACCUGAGAUACAAAUAAACCGAACAACCAAACAUGUCAUUCCCACUCAGAGGGUGCUGAUGCAGAGCAAAGAGGUAGCCGAUAGAGUGGCAAGCCAAAGAAAUCGUGAUCAGUCUCCUAGCCAACAAAAGAAGAGGCAAGGCCAAGGCCCUGUCAGGAAACUGGAACUGCCUGUUAUAAAGCAAAACACAGAAGGUAACCUUAAUGUGGGAUCACAAAAAGGAAACACAAUCUUUAGACAAAUGAUGCAUUUUUCAGAGGACGGUAAUGGCUUUUAUGAUGGUGAAAAUGAAAAAGAUGAAGCAAUGAAGCGAACAAGUAGAAAACAGAUCAGGGAAGCAAGUAGAAAUACUCUCUCCCGGAGCAUGACAAAUAUUGGCAGGAUUGAUAAUUCCCAAGCACAGCCCAGAGGGUUUCACAGGAUAAAACAGAAUCUGAUAAAGGAUGAAUCCCUGGCAUGUUACUCACUCAGCUCCUCUCUUAGUUCACUGAGCGAUGCAGAGUUUGAGGAUCAUAAAGCUAAAGCACAGCAAAUAUGGUACAAAAACAGACAAAACAAAACACUGAAUAUGGUGCAACAAACAAAGCCUAUGACCAUUCACAGCCAAUAUGAAGAGCAAAGCUCACCGAGCUCUGUCAGCAUGGAUUCAGAAGAUGACCUCCUUCAGAAAUGCAUAACAUCUGCCAUGCCCAAACAGAGAAGGAAGCUUGCUGCCAGGAAGAAGAAAGCAGAAAAUACCCAAAAACAAAAACAAAAGGCCUCUGAUGGUUGGAACAUGGAUGAGGAAAUGGAUAGUGAUGAUAUGGCAUGGGAUAAAGAUUCAGACCUUAAUAGUGUUGAAUGGAGAGCCAUACAAGAAGGUGCUAAUUGUGUUGUCACUGGGCUGCAGGCAUCAAAGUCUCAAGAACCAUCCUCUGAAGAGACUGAAUCAGUCCUGUCAUUUAUGUCAACGUCCAGCUUUACACCCAAAGAAAGGAAGUUUGCAAAAGACAAAAAAGCAAAUAAACCUUUAGACUUCGCACAGCGCAAGCCAGUUGCAAACUUACCAGUAGUUUUCAGAGGCAGGACAGUGAUCUAUACACCGAAAAAAGAGACAGCUCCCUCACAAAGACCUCCCCCUAGAAAAGUACCAACCAAACCAGAUGCUCCAAAGAACCCAAAUCUUGCUCAGCACAGAUCAAAGAGCCUUCACCGAUUAGGCCACCCACAGGACACAGAACUGUCUUUGCCAAAGAGGAGCUCUACUCCACCUCCAAGGAUACCAAAAAGUUCAUCCUCUGGAUCGUCGCAAAGCUCUACACAGUCGAAACACUGGCAGAGGAAGAUUACAUCACCAACUCAGACAAAUAAAUCCAUCCAGAAAAAGAAUGCCACACCUGCUAGUAGCCCGCCAGCUAGCAGUCCCCCUGAAAGACAGGGACGCUCUCCUGUUGUAAAUCAAAAUGAAAAAUCCCCACCACCUAAAACUCAGAAGUCACCUGUCCGAAUACCUUUUAUGCAAAAUUCAGGCAAGCAACCCAGACCUCUGUCACCGCUGGUAACUAACCAAACAACCAGCAGACAAACCAAUCAAGUCCAUGGGAAAAGGGUUUUACCUGCCAAUCGAUUUGACCUGGUCAGGAUGACUUCUGUCCACUCAAAUGGUGGCGAGUCUGAUCGCAAUGGAUUCAUGAGACAGCUGACUUUCAUUAAGGAAUCAAAGACCAUACUGAGACGUGAUGGAUCUGCACGCAACAUGCCUGGAUCUCAAAAUGGAUCUCCCCGCAGAGCAGUUCCUGGAGCUUCAGCUGUCUUCCUUUGCUCAUCACGCUGUCAGGAACUUAAGGCAGCUGUGCAGACCCCAAGAAGGGUGCAAGUAAAAGGUCAAGGACAAGCACAAGUCCAGAGGUCACACCCUGGCCUAGAGAAACAGACUACAGGCCUCUCUAGAGCGACCUCCAGUGAAAGGGAUCUAUCUGCAAGACGCCCAGCCAGGAGAACUAGUUCUGAAAGCCCCUGCAGGGUGGCUCAGCGAAAUGGGCCUGGAAGAGUGUCCGGAGCCAAGCAGCAACAAGACAAAGAUACCUUUAAACGUCACGCCUCAUCACCAAGCAUAAACUUAUUGAGCCGAGUGACCAGCCGUUCUUCCCUCCGCUCAUCGUCAUCCGAUUCGAGUGGAAGAGCAAAGAGCGAGGAUGAUACAAAGAAGAAAGGGCAGAGAUCCGCAUCUCGGCUGAAUGACAGAGUCACCUGGAGGAGGAUCAGGGAUGAAGAUGUACCUCAGAUCUUAAAGAACACUCUGCCACCCAAUGCAUUACCUCUGGUGCCUUCUCCUGACGGGGAAAAGCCAAAGCCACCAGCUCUUCCAGGAAAACUGCCAACCAUUCUACUUGCAUCUCGCAAGACAAGUGACGCAACAGUCCAGACAGAAGAUUUUACAAAUAACAAAACCAACUCGAGCACCUCUCCAACGGUCGAAACAGUUCCGGUAAUCUCUGAGGAAGUGGCCCGACUCACUCUCUUCCGAAAGAUCAGUGCCACAUCUGGGAGUAACCUCCAGGAUGGUGAUUCAGAUGGUUCCCUGAGGAGCCACAGCACUAUUUCCACUGGAACGUCAGAUGGCCACAUGGGCGGAGUUGUCCAUUUCCGCCAAGGAUCCCCCAGCAAGGCAGUCCGGGUUACCCCAUUCAACUACACUCCCAGCCCCAUGGCCUGCUGCCUGCAAGACACACAGAGCCAAGCAGCCACAAUCAAUGCAAAGUCAGGGGAAAAAAGUGAGUCGUAGGACGUUUAGUGGAUUACUGGAUGACUCUACUGUGUUCCUGAAUGAAACUCAGCACUCAGGUGGGCAGACGAGGAGUGCGCUGGUCCCCAUACCUCGGGUACUGACCCUUUACUUUCCCCAUUCACUGCAUUCAAGUUUUUCUCUCUGAACAGUUGAUCUCAGCUUCCAUCUACCAUUCAUACAGAGUUGGAUGUAUGCAUUGAGACAGGUCUGACAUGAACAGACCUCCAAUAACUUUUAGAGAUGCCCUUGAGAGAAAAAUCUCACAUGAAGAGGAAGUGCAUCUUUUUGUACUUUUUUUUUGUAUUUGUAGAAUAAUCAUUGCCUGGUAGAAAUGUAGUGCAAACCGAAAGCAAAAGACAAUGAACUUGAUUUCAACACAUAAAUCACUAUCGGUCUCCUGAACAGAAUCGAUAAAAAGAACAAUAUUAUGCAAACUUUUGAAUGAUAGCUCAGCUGGACUUGUACCUGAAAAAGGUACAAACUGUGGCGGACUGCCGACAGACUUUCACAAAGGACACAAAUACACCGACGUGUAAAGUAUUUUUUACAUACAGUGCAUCAAUACUUUAGGCCUUUGCCUCACCACUCAACUGAAUAUGAUACAUUGUUAGCCUUUCCUGUUACAUAGGGAGCCCAGCGGCGUUUGGGGGGUACAUCUUUGAUAAAACAUUCCUUCAAAUUAAUAGCAUUUUCACUUUUAUUUCAUUUGUUUUAUUCUGAUCUUGGACUGAGGUGCACGGGUAUAAUCUGGGUUUUAGACAUUGAACACAAUGUUGGGUUAUCGCUGUAAAUCUUCAGUGUUUACUGCAGGAUAAAAACUUAAAUAAUGUGUAUGUUAUCAAGUACAAAACUUAAACUACAAAAGUAGCUUCAAGGUGCUGUUGCUUUGCAAAGCUACAGGUAGAUGCACAAGCGGGAAGGACAUGGGACAAAUCAAUUAUUUCAGAUCACGAUUUAGUAUAUAAAAGGGCACAAUUUAUAAUUCGAUGGAACCGGUUAAGUAAAAACUACUAACUCAAGGGUAGGAGUGGGCGAUAGGUAAUAAAGUUCUAUGACUUUAUAUGUAAUUUUAUGUGACUACUGUUAUAUAUUUCUGCAAAAUCAAUUGAGGAUCUUUUAUGGAUAAAUAACCAGACAUGAAUGUUUGUUUGUGGCUAAUCCGGCAAAUUAAAUAUCUCACAAAUGAAGUUUCAUUACAUUGAUGCAAAAAUAAUUUACAAAUCCAAUAUUGCUAUAAAGCAGUCUUGCUCAGUAAUUAGAAAAGUUGCCUGCAAUAGCCUAAUACAAGCAGAAAUAUUAUUGGAAUGCAACAUAUUAUCUCUCACAGUAAAUAUAGUCGUACCUCCCAACCCUACAUGCAGGAAUGAAAUAAGUAUACUUAGCACUCAAAUUAUUAAUAUGAGGGAAUGAUUUCUCAAACGUUUUUACCCUUAUUCCAUACUGGACUCUGUUUCCAUCACUGCUGCAGAAAAUCUUAUAGCAAAUGCUGUCAUUUUCCAAACUAUCAGCUGAUCCUGGGUCACUUCACACUCUCCUGUACUCUCUGUCUUAAUCGGUAUUGUAAAUAACAUCAAGAUAUCCAAAACUUCGAAGCUUCCCGGUGGGCAAAAGAAUCCCGGUGUUUCUCCAUGACAGCAUGCUAAUAUAUUCACGGACUGUAUACACAACUGUUAACAUUGUGGACACUGGAUGAAGAUGUCGUUAUUCAGCAGUAAAAUACUUUCUAAAGCCCGACGAGAGCAUUACUAGCCAUCUGUAUUAUCGUGCCGCAAAGAUAAUGCCAUGAACUGUCAGCGUAGAUGAGCAAAGCGACGACACGCCUUUGUUAAUCGGAUGCGAUGACAUAUUUGGGUUUCUUACUAGAUUCAGGUACGGUUUGCUGUUGGGCAUUUCCUGUCAGGAAAUGAAAAGAUAAUUUGAUUCAGUGAUGGCCAGGCAGGUGUGUGUCCUCACAGAAGUUAUCCUCUGGAAGUCUUUAUAAACGUGUUAAUAUCUGCUUAACUGUGUUGCUGUUAAAGUAGCGAUAGGUCAAGAAGAAGUCGCAUAUUAAGACGAUGAAUAUUCUCUGUAGUUGUACCAUCACUCCUCCUCGUGUGCUCGGAGAUCAAAGACAGCAGAGUGCUGGACGCAACGAAACUUAAUCUACACUUAGGGGCUGUUUAUUCAUAAAGACAAGGUUUUGUUUUUACUACUACCACCCUAUUGUAUUUCCAAAGCAUGUUUUGAGUAUGAAUAAAACCCAAGUAGCUUUUGAAUGCGAACCUUUCCAAGUCCCACUGGCCAUUUUAAGAUAUUAAAGUGACACCGUGACAAUAAUCUUUUGACUAUCAAGCACUCACCCAGUAUUUACUCAAAUAUAUAUAUGGAAUAUGGAAAUUCAUAAUUUCACUGAUGGACAUAUUGACCCAUAUGUCCAUUAGUGAAAUUAUGAGUUUCCAAGCCUGUGGCCGUUAAUCAUGCCUCACAAACCAAUCAGAGAACUCUGCAGGAGAAAUUCAAGUCUGUGAAUGUGUAAAAGAGUCGUGACUCCAGAUAGCCAGCUGCUCUGACUGUCUCAUAGCUAGAGCUGCAACGACUAGUCGUUUAACCAAGUAGUCAAUCGACAGAAAAUCAAUCCGCAACUAUUUUUAUAAGAAAAUAAUGGUUUUUAGUCAUUUUUUAAGUGCAAUUGUCAAAUAUUUGCUGUUUCUAACUUCUCAGAUGUGAGGAUGUGAUGCUUUACUGUGUCACACUAGAUAGUAAACUGAAUGUCUGUGGAUUUUGGACUGUUGGCCCAAAACAAGAUGUUUGAAGAUUCACUAUUUUUUGGCAUUUUGUAGACAAAACGAUUGAUCGAAAAAAGAACUGGCAGAUGAAUCGAUAAUGACAGUUAUCGUUAGUCGGAGGCCUACCCGUAGCAAAUCAACAGAUUACAUCUAUGAGAAAUAGAUAUUUUUUAAAGAGGCCUAGACUUUGCUCAUUGAUUGAUGAAGACGAGUUGAAGGGGCAGACACUUGAUCGGUGUGUGGAUUUUAUUUAGUUCGGUCUGUAACUGUGUAACCGUGUGGGCAGGUGUGUAUGGGGUAACCUGUACUUAAGGAAAACGCAGCCUUGCAAGUGAUGCAGUUCUGCAACGGUUUACACAUGUAGGCCUAAAAAUCACGUUACAGUCUUGCUGUAAUGAAGACCGAAUUAAUCGUCCCCAAGCUUGAGAAGAAAAUUUAAAUAAAAUAUUAGAUUUUCUUUGUUGCCCAUAGCGCCUUACUUUAACUACAUUUUUUUUGUACGAAUUCACAAACUUGAGUUUCUCAUGCAGUGUUUGUUCACAGGUUUAGAAAGGUUGAUAAGAAACCACAGGCUUUGGAGGUAUUUCUGAACAUCAUUUCACAAACUCAAAAUCUUUUUGUCCCUUACUGAAGCCCCUGGCUUUAAAAAGGUGAAUUUCUAAAGCUUGUAGUCGAACAUUUAAUACUCAAAGGGAUUCCCCACCCAUAAUCUGUCUUUUAACAGCCCCAACAACAUUAAACAAGUAAUGAAAACUGUGUGAAUGAGACGAACAAAUUCAGCCCUAUUAGAAGGUCCUGGAAGUUUGUCCACCAUCACGGUCAGUGGCCUUGUUCACACCUGGCUGAGAUCAGUUUCUAAAUCUAAAUCAUGUCCAAACUACUGCGAUCACAUUUUAACGCUUUGCACUUUGAGUUAACUUGGUCCAAGUCACAAACUGAAUAUUUAAUAAUAAGCUCAACCUGCAUGUGAACACACACUAAACAGAAAUUUGAAUUAUGAGAUCCCAGCCUUUCACGCGUGAACGAGGCCACAGAGGCGUUAUGGUGUCAUGUGAAAUAGGCAAAGCAACAGAGGUGUGUCAUUAUAAAUGUUUUCCUCCAAUAAAAAGU